CCCGCCCCCGCCGUAUUGCGUGGCUACAGUGCUAAUGCUAAGGCUUUGUCCUGUAGCUUUGGGCAGUGGUCUCGAAUGACAGAAAGUACAAAUAAACCCAUUUAUCCACACAUAUUUUAUAUAACUCCCAACUAUGAGUAAAAGAAAAGCGCCACAGGAAACUCUGAACGAAGGAAUCACAGAUUUUCUCAUCGAAUUGGCAAAUUAUGAAAGAAAUGUCAACAGAGCCAUCCAUAAAUACAAUGCUUACAGAAAAGCAGCGUCUGUGAUCGCCAAAUACCCCCAGAAGAUCAAAAGUGGGGCAGAAGCAAAGAAACUGGAUGGAGUUGGUGCAAAGAUAGCGGAGAAAAUCGACGAGUUUUUAACAACAGGAAAACUGCGCAAGCUGGAAAAGAUUCGCAAUGACGACACAAGCUCCUCCAUCAACUUCUUAACCCGAGUGACUGGGAUCGGUCCUGCUGCAGCCAGGAAGUUUUAUGAUGAAGGUGUAAGGAACUUAGAAGAUCUGAAGAAGAUCGAGCACAAACUCAACCAUCAUCAGCAGAUCGGGUUAAAGUACUUUGAAGAGUUUGAGAAGAGAAUCCCUCGUGCAGAAAUGCAGAAGAUGGAGGCUCUGAUACUGAAGGAGCUGGAUGUGGUGGACCCCGAGUACAUCGGCACCAUCUGCGGCAGCUACAGACGAGGAGCAGAGUCGAGUGGUGAUAUUGAUAUACUCCUGACCCAUCCGGACUUCACCUCUCAGUCUGAGAAACAGCCCAAACUCCUUCAUGCCGUCGUGGAUCAUCUGGAGUCCGUCGGCUUCAUUACCGACACGCUUUCUAAAGGAGACACUAAGUUUAUGGGUGUGUGUCAGCUGCAGAAAGAAGAGGAAGAUGAAGAAGAGUGUUUUCACCGCCGUAUUGACAUCAGGCUCAUCCCAAAGGAUCAGUAUUACUGCGGUGUGCUGUACUUCACCGGCAGUGACAUAUUUAACAAGAACAUGAGGACUCAUGCGCUGGAGAAGGGUUUCACGCUCAACGAAUACACCAUCCGUCCACUCGGUGUCACUGGUGUGGCCGGAGAGCCUCUGCUGGUGGACAGUGAGAAGGACAUCUUCGACUACAUCCAGUGGAAAUACAGAGAACCAAAGGAGCGCAGCGAGUGAAAACAAUUCAACCUCAAACUGAUGCUCAUGUAGCUCAUAUUAGUGCAUUUUAAUAGUAGAAGAGACAUUUAGGGAGAGAUGUGUUUGUGUUUAAAGUUUUAAAGCAGCUACAUAAUAGUAGCUGUUGGUGCUUUUUUAAUAAUAAUAAUAAUAAUAGGCAUGCAUAAAUGAGAAAUGAUGUCACAGGCACGCAGUGUGGCAAUAGAUGUUACAGGUUUGUGAGGAAGUAAGCAGAAAACACUGUUAUGGAUGGUGAUGUUUAUGAUUAUGUUUGGGAGAAUAUGGUAGCAACCAUAAAUUUACAGGAAAAGUGAACUGAAACACUGUUACUCAAAAGCCAUGACUUAUUUUGUGAAAAUGCUUGAAUUGUAGAACAGUUUGUAUUUUCGCGGGGGUUGUUUUGUUUUUAUUUUCCCCCCGAGUAAUGAUUAAUGUGUUUGAAGGAAUUACAUUGUUCAGUCAAUACUUUCUACUUCGUGAUGAAAGAUUAAACAAACACUGAAUCAAUCAAAACAAAAACAGUACUUUGUUGUGUCUGAGAUGAUUAAAAUCACAGAUUCCCUGAAACUGCACUGUAUUCACACAGACAGCAUAUUUUCAGUGAUGUGUCUCAUUCCUGUGUGUUUGAUAUCUUAUCAUUCACCAGGUGUUGAUGUGAGGGUUCAAAAAUCUAGUCCUGCUUGUCCUACAAAUCACAAAAAUAGUUUUACUUUCUGUUCAGUACUUCAUUAUAUAUUGUUCCUAAUUGUAGAA
Carassius auratus (goldfish) is the source of this 1897-nucleotide messenger RNA. Its product is annotated as DNA polymerase beta. The coding region runs from base 134 to 1144 and encodes 336 amino acids. NCBI's taxonomy places the organism in Eukaryota, Metazoa, Chordata, Actinopteri, Cypriniformes, Cyprinidae. Gene Ontology annotation, cellular component: nucleus. Gene Ontology annotation, biological process: double-strand break repair via nonhomologous end joining; base-excision repair. The transcript is spliced from 14 exons. Gene Ontology annotation, molecular function: DNA-directed DNA polymerase activity; DNA binding. The record is from RefSeq and is a predicted model, not a curated record.